Messenger RNA from Paraglomus brasilianum, 3402 nucleotides. The record is from the annotation of a GenBank genome assembly. NCBI's taxonomy places the organism in Eukaryota, Fungi, Glomeromycota, Glomeromycetes, Paraglomerales, Paraglomeraceae.
AUGCAGCAUAUUAAACAAGGUAGUCAUUUAACAUCCAUUGCACAUAGACAUUUCUCCAACAAUAUUCCGACUUCACGAAUAACACAACAAUUUAUCAAAUACAAUGUACGCAUCAACCAGAUGCGAUUAAUAUCUGUCAAUUGCAAUUUAUUAUCACAAGCUAGUACGCCGAUUCAUCAUCAAUCAAGACGUAACAAUGUUGGAUUAUUGGCAAUAUCUUCGCGAACAAAUUUUUUCGUCCAGGUGCGGCCGAGGAGUACAGGAACAGCCGAGAGCAUUGACACAACCGUCGAUCCCUUUACAAAAACAUUUGAAAUAGAGUCGAAUGGCCGCACUACGGCCGAGCGUAAUGAACUGAUUCGAGCUCUAAAGAUAGAAAAUAAAGCCUUAUUAGCAGAAACGGAAUUUGUCCGUAUGAAGACAGAAGGAUUACAACCAAACACGCAGACAUACAAUCUCUUGUUAGACAUGUACAUGACGACGUCUGAUUUGGAAUCUAAUGCGGGAAGAAAGAUUUGGUCUUUAUAUAACGAAAUGAUUGAAUCAGGUGUUUCACAGGAUACAACAACCCAUACGGCUGCAAUUAAAGGACUAUGCAAUCGUGAAAUACAAGUUCGCUCAUCCAUGGAACAACUCAAAGCUUUACCCUGGCAGAAAUCAACCAGGAAGGACAAUUUCAAAAAAGAGUCUAACGUCGAAUGGGCAUAUUCAAUAUUUAGCGCGACAAAAGAUAACGAAUCAAUAAAGUACAACAGCGACACUUGCAACACUCUAAUACACGCAUUAGCAACCAAGGGCUUGGUCGAAGAAGCAUUAAACGUGUUUGAAGCCAUGGAAUCACGUGAAAUAAUGCCUUCAUAUAUGACGUUCAGCGCAUUGAUCGAGGCAUAUGGCAAUGCUGGCGAUGCCGAUAGUGCCUUAGCAUGCAUGCAAGAAUAUCAAGCUGUGGCCCAAGAGUUACCAAUACACGGUUCGCAUUCUUUAUACCAUGCUCUCUUACGUGCAUACGUCAAGUGUAAGAAAAUCCCCGAGGUCUAUCGACUGAUCGAGAGCAUGUCGGCAGCCGGAGUUACUCCCGACGUCUUGACCUAUGAUAAUCUGAUCCGGGCAUUCUUCGAAUCUGGAGAGUAUCAAUUAGCAUACGAUUGUUUCUUGGAAAUGCAAACAUCGAAGAAUAUGCCAAAGCCGGAUUCGAGUAUUUAUAGGCUGCUCCUCUUUCAAUUCUCUGUUGCCGGUCAUUACGAAAGGGCUUCCGAGAUCUUUAACGAAAUUACGAAACGUAAUAUCACACCAUCGUUUACAGAGUUGGCUGUCUUUAUUCAUUUGACUCAGGAGCAUGAUAUUAAGCGCGUGCCUGUGUUAUACGAAAAAAUGUUGGCAUAUGGCCUUUACCCUGAAAUUCCUUUCCUUGAAACUGUCAUCUCUCGACUGAUGUCAAAUAACAACGUGUCGGAUACAUUGGUCAUAUAUGAACUUACAGCAACUACAUUGGUAAGAGAUGGUAUAAUAAAAACACUUAUCGGAAUGGUUCCUCUGGCAGAAACUAUUCUCAACAACCCGCAAGUGCGUAUACACGACGCACUCAAGGUUAUGCGGAUUUUUGCCGUUGUGAAUAACAUGAUACACACGUUGCGACGGGAAUUUACGUACGCGCGUCGAAUUUUUAGAUUCGACAGACACAUGAGUUUGACGUUGCUCCAAAAAUACGAAUUGGCUCGUAAGACAGAAGGUUUAGGUGCUGUCGCUUAUCGGGAUUAUAAUUUGCUGGUCGAAGCAUUGCUUAGAGCGGGCGGUGAACAUUUUGAGAAUAUCACGUCAGAGGCGUUUAAAAAGUUUGCGUAUUAUAUCGUUGAAGACUCGAAGAAAUCUGAAGCUCCCCUAUCGUUCAAAGAAAUCGAUAAAUUACAUAGAGGUAUGGUCACUGUAUGUGGAAAGGAAGAAGCGGAUAAACUUCUUCGAGAUAUGGAUGCGGAAAAACUCCGUCAGCCAUCGCAGCGAGACAUUUUAGAAUCGGACAAGCUUUUUGCUACCGUGUCAAGUGUAUACACUACGCACCCAUCCUUGGUUCUUGAAAUGGUGAAGGAUAUUAUUAGUAGAAAGAUUUAUCCAACUCCAGAAGUUAUGGGGAAUGUCAUUCGGAAUGUAGGGAAAGUUAAAGAUAUCGUUGUCGCGCAAGAGUUGUAUGACAUCGGCAUGGAAGUUGCAAAUAGAUGGGCUCCAUCAAUCAAAGUAAAAGCGCAAAUGCUUGCGCGUAAUGCAUUACUAUAUUCUUAUGCUACUGUCGGUAACGUUGAGCAAGCUCUAGAAAUUUAUCAAGAGAUCAUAGCCCAAGGGGCCAAAGUACAAGCUAAUUGUUACGCCGCAUUACUUCUUGCAAGGUCGGAGACUGCCCUCGACGAAGCCGAGCUUGCUAUCGAUACUUACGAAGAGGCUAAGAGGCAUGGAAUAAGUUUCAACACGUAUCUCUACAACGUACUAAUCAGCAAAUUGGGUAAGACAGGUGACUUGGAAAUGGUCCAUCGGUUGUACGAGGAAAUGAAAGCACAUAACAUUCAAACCAACUCUGUCACUUUCGGUGCAUUGAUCUAUGCUUAUUUACGAGUGGGUGACGAAGACAGGGCAACCGAAACGUUCGUUAACUUGAAGCAGGUGUUCAAUAACGACAAACGCUCUGGGCCGUAUAAGACGAUGAUAGAGUAUUAUGUGAGAGACAAGCCAAAUAGAGAAAAGGCGCUAUUUUAUUUUGACGAACUUCAACAACGAAAUUUACCAUUGAAUGACGAGAUUUGGAACCUGGUGAUAGAAACAUAUGCUGCUAUUGAACCUUAUGACAUGCAAACCGCUCUUGAUGUGCUGGAUCGAAUGAGGGCUCAAAGCAAUAUCUCUCCAACCGUAAACAGCUACGCGACACUAAUACGCGCAUAUGGUGUUAAACAGCACGAUGUUGAUAAUGCCAUAGGGAUGUUUGAUUCAAUCACUUCUGAGCACAAUCUUCAACUGACGCCUACAGCCUACCAUGCAUUAAUGGAAGGUCUCAUCGCUAAUAACAAAUUGGAUCUUGCAGUCGAAUAUCGUAAAAGAAUGAUUGAAGAGAACGUUGGAACGACAACAGAUAUUGAGAACAUGUUUAUCCAAGCAUAUGGAGAGGCAAAGCGAUGGCAAGAGGCUGAGGCAGCCUUCUUGGGUCUAAGUAGCGAUUUCGCAAAGAAGAGCGACAGUAAUAAUGUAUGGAGGAAUGCUCAUUCAUACAAGAAUAUGUUGGAGGCUUACCUGAAUAGUGGGAAAGCGGCGGAGGCAAAGAAGCUGGCUGAUGACAUAGAGUCUGGGUCAUUUCCUAAAUCGCUAAAGGGAAUGGCGUCAGAAAUAAUGAAUCAAGAUAAAAAAAUCGACAUAGAAGCAUAA